GUGGUUAGUGCACCGGUCUUGUUUGGUUAAGGUGGACGGGAUAUCCACUUUGGUUGCUAUUGCACAGGAUAGGCUAGUCGAUGUAAUCUUACCUUCCUUGAACUGAAGUCUUGUUCCAGUGGAUAAAAUUCUUGGUGUGAAUGAUGAAGCUCGUAUUGGGGGCAACUGCAUGAGUUGAGUGGGCUGUAUCAGUCAAUACUGAUUCCUCGGUGAGCACAAACUUUCUCCCAUGCACCAUCCUACACGAGGUCGCGAGUCGGAAAUGAUCAUGAAGACCUUCGAAGCAGGAGCAUCACUUCCUAGUGUCUACAACCCUCUUCACACGCCGUCUGUGAAUUACCCUUCGACUUCACCACUUAGCCCAGAUUAUGAUGACCCGGCGUCCGAGUUCAAGGACGACGUCUUCCCUCUCCGCCAACACGACCCAUGGGACAUUUCUACCGAUUUCUCAUACUCCCGUACGUUGAAAUAUGACGUUGAAGAGGGUACUUGGCUUCGUUUGGACGUGCAUCCAGUCUCUGGUGAUGUCGUCUUUGACAUGGCUGGUGACCUAUACUGUCUUCCCCGAUCUUCUUAUACCCAGGAAAAUCUUGUAUUGGGGACCACCACGCGAGCGAUACCUAUUCUCACUGGAGUACCACACGAUUCCGACCCCAGAUUUUCACCGAAAGGCGAUGUGUUGGCCUUCAGGAGCGAUGCGGGUUUGGGUGUGGACAAUAUCUGGGUUAUGCCUUGGUCUGCUGGUGGUUGUGAAGAGAUGGAUGUGCGCUCACCCUCUGCCAUAACUACCGAAGCCAUUGCACUUAAGGAGUACGAAGAUAAUAUCCUUGCUCAAGGUGUCAAGGAGACGGAAGAUCGUAGGUUGAGGCGACUUGAGAGGGAAGGGAGAUUGUCUGCCCGACGGGUUACAAAUGAGACAUAUAACUGGGUGUCAGAUCCCCGUUGGCACCCAUCUGGGAAGAAAAUCAUAGCGACCAAAUGGUACUUCUCAUCGCGUUCUUUGGGCGCCGGAGAAGGAUGGGAAUACCUUGUUCCCAGCCUAGAUGGCAAAGAACACCCCAUUGAAGUCAAUGCAGGCAAGCGUCUCGUUUCCAGAGACCUCCCUUUCGGGUGGGAAAAAUCCGACUACGUCGAACAACAAAUUGGUCAUGAACAAUUUUCGUGGGCAGCAGAUGAUGUCGUUAUCUACGCGGGCAAUGUGAGAGAUUCACAAGGCAUAUUUAAGUACUCCAAAGACGUGCACAAGGGUAUAUACUCCAUAUUCUCGAAGAAUCUGACGAGCGGGCUUGCAGAAGUCCUUGUGGAUGCUUUUCCCGGUGGUGCAAGCAGGCCUACUUUGUCCCGCGAUGGACGUACUCUUGCGUUUGUCCGCCGUGUGGGGGACAAGGAAGCUCUUGCACUAAAAGACCUCGAAACCGGUACGCUGGAUUAUAUCUGGUUUGGUCUGACAUACGACCUCUCGACAAUUUAUGCCCCAAUGGGCACCUACCCGUCCUUUGCAUUCAGCCCUUCCGAUGACGCCAUACUCAUCUGGGCAGCAGGUCAAAUUUAUCAUGUACCACUGUCGAAGAACACUGUAGGCGAGCGCAUGGCUGGCGCUGAACCGCGCCCUGUCCGGUUCCGUGCAAACAUAGAGAUUAAGAUUGCAGACACCUUAAGAGCCAGAACCGAUGUGAGAGAUUUGGAAGAGGGAGACCAACGGCUGCAUGCUUUCACCCAUCUCUCUCUUGAUAACAGUGGCAAGAACGCCGUUUUCCAGGCUUCCGGCGUUACUUAUCUGCAAGGCAUCGGCUCCAACGUUCUUGCUGAGCGCGUUCCGGUGGCCUAUCCCAAAGCAGCAUAUUACUCUCCGUCAUUCGUCGGCGGCGAUGGAACGCUGGUUAUACAUGCCCGGUGGUCCGAUACAUCUCUCUCAGCAUUCGAAAUUGCGGAUUUGAACACUGGGACUAUUUACGAGGUUACGAACCUUCCUAUCGGGAGGUAUUUCAGUCCUGUCGUAUCCGGAGGAGAUACUGCUCAGCGCAGAAUUGCCUUCAUAAAGACGGGCGGAGAUAUCCUCACAGGUGAUGUUGUGGCUACUGCCCAUACAGGCAUUUGGGUCGGUGAGAUCACUCUCCCAACGGAAAACAGGCCGUCUUCUGUAAUAGAGGUCAAGGGUGUCAGGAAGAUCUCCACUACGAUCGACCCAUCAGAUGACAAACUCAAGCUUAGUUUCAUUUCAUCCUCGAAGCUUCUUGUCCAGGAAUCAGACAGGGUUUUCACAGUGGAUCUUGCCCAGGGCGCAGAUGAAUGGGGACGUUAUGUGGAAGAAGAACUUGCGAAAGGCCAUUCUACGGAUGAGUUGGCAUUCUCGCACACUUCUCAGGGUGCAGCCUUCGUCAACUUCCUGCAUGUUUACUAUGCUCCCAAUGUCAAUGCUUCGAUUGCCUUGUGGAGCAAGCCAGGGCAGGCACCUACGGGGUUGACGAGGUUGAGCCUUGAUGGUGGACAUGAUGUUGUAUUCAGCGGGGACGGGACCGUCAUUGGAUGGUUGUUGGGUCCUUACCUUCAUACUGUUCCCGUCUCCCACCUCUCGACCUGCUUGAACGCCGCGCAAGAGGACACCUCGACAUUUGGUAUAGGUUGCGUGAAAAGUCUUCUGAAUGUCACCGAGAUCGCCGUAUAUUACGAGUCGGAAAUUUCUAGACUUCGCUGGGAAGCCAAGGUUCAUACUACCUCUGCUAAUGGGGACGUCGUCACCUUUGUCAAUGCGACAAUACUGACCAUGGAACAUGGCGAACUCUCUGCUGACAUGAUCACGGAAGGAACUGUUGUCCUGCGAGGGGGAUACAUCGACGCUGUAGGUAAAGAUGGUGAAGUCGCCAUCCCAGAAGGCGGUGUUGUUAUACAAGCCGAUGGAGGUUACAUCGUGCCUGGUUUCAUCGACGCGCACGCACACUGGGACGGUGAGUCGGAAACAUAUCCAGCGUCCUCUUGGGAGAUGGAAACGUUCCUUGCGUAUGGUGUAACCACUGUUCACAAUCCGAGUUCGCAAAAUUACCUCGGGUUCGUAGAGCGCGGGCGCGUCGAGAGUGGAUUGAUGAUUGGUCCUCGAAUCUUCCAUACUGGGCAGAUCAUCUAUGGCGCCUCUUCACAUGCGUAUCAUCACGAUAUCGCCAAUACCGAGGAAGCGAAGGAAGCUCUCACCCGAAUUAAGGUGGAAGGUGGCCCCGCCAGCUGGUCGUAUAAGAAUUAUAAUCUCCCAGCGAGAGCUUCAAGACAGCGUCUACUACUGCAGGCGAGACAGAUGAACAUGGCCUGUGUGCCUGAAGGGGGCAUGAAUUUCGAUUGGGACUUGACCUAUGUUGUCGAUGGCAUGACCACCGUCGAACACAAUAUUCCUGUGUCGAUCCUUUACGAUGACUUGCUCACACUUUUUGUUUUGAGCGGUACUGGCACCACUCCUACUCACAUUGUUAAUUAUGGCGGAGCUCACGGCGAACAGUAUCUCUGGGCAACUGAGGAUCUGCCCGGUGACGCCAAACUUAGGCGAUUCACAAGGCAUGACAUUCUAGAAGGUCUGUCGGAGUCUACAGCACGUCCCUUCAAUUCUCUAGCGUUUUUCAAUGUCUCUACAACGGUUGCAACGAUGGUUCACCGUGGUAUCCACGCUCACAUCGGCGCGCACGGUGAACCGCCACUCGGACUCAUGUACCAUCACGAGAUGGCGUUAGCCAAAGUGGGCGGGUUGAGUAACUACGAGGUUCUCCGUGCUGCCACGAUCCACGCGGCUCUGACGUUUGGGUUGGAUGAAUCUAUCGGGUCAGUCUCUGUGGGUAAACUCGCUGAUUUGGUUGUUUACCCUGGAGGGGUCGAUUUAUUGGAGAACAUCCGAAAGACUAGAAACCUCAAAUACGUGAUACGUGGGGGCAGGAUAUGGGAAGCUGAGGACAUGACGGAGGUUUGGCCUGUGAAGGGCAGAAAGCAGGUGUUGCCUCGGAUCAAUGUGGACUGA
Molecule: messenger RNA, 3994 nt
Organism: Pisolithus orientalis
Lineage: Eukaryota; Fungi; Basidiomycota; Agaricomycetes; Boletales; Pisolithaceae
Exons: 13
Coding region: 230-3994 (1254 amino acids)
Molecular function (GO): hydrolase activity, acting on carbon-nitrogen (but not peptide) bonds
Source: RefSeq, a predicted model, not a curated record